AAUGUUUUAUUGUCAUUUCCCCCGGCCUUGUCAUUGUCAUUGAUGUAUAUCUAUAUAUUGGUUUUAUUGGUUACUUACCAGAAUAACAAUGGCAUAUUAAAUGUUAAGGACUGGAAUUUUUAAUUCUUUUCAGAUCUCUCCUGUGAAAGUGACAAUGGAAUAUAUACAACUGCUCAUAUUAGGAUAUUUAAUAACAGUAUGCUCUUCUGCACGUUUGGACACACAAAAACAUUCAAAUAGAUAUGAAAAUAAUGCUUCAUUUAGUGCUAGUUCAAAUAGACCAAAUCAAAUAUAUAGAAGCGAAAGAUCAAAUGUGCCAAGACAAAUUUCUGGGAAUGUUGGUUCAAAUAUGCCAAAAAGAAUAGUUAUUGGUUCAAAACCGGGAAUGAAGAGUUUUUCUUUUAAAUCUGCAACUAAAAAUGGAGCAAAUUUUCAGCCGCAAAUGUCACAUAAAAACAAUAUACCAUCAACACCAAAAGAUGUAAAUCAACAACCUCGGCCUAGCAGUAUGAAUCAAAACCAACAGCCACGGCCCAGACAGACGAACCAACCACAGUCUAACGGUCGGAAUCAAAACCAACAGCCACGGUCCAGGCAGACGAACCAACCACAGUCUAACAGUAUGAAUCAAAAUCAAAAUCCGAGGCCAAAGCAGGCGGAACUAUCUCAUACUAACAGUAUCAACCAAAAUCAAAAACCGGGUCCGUCCCACACGGAACCUUCACAUUCUAACAGAAUAAACCAAAAUCAAAAACCAAAGCCCAAGAAGACGGUACCAUCACAUUCUUUUAGUAUGAACCGAAAUCAACAACCAAAACAUUCUUACAGUAUAAAUCAGCGUCAACAGCAACAAAAUAGGCCACCAUUUUCACAACAAACAAAUCGGCAGUUUCAAAGGACAUCUUCGAAGCCACAAUCUAAUGUAAACCAACCACAGAUACCUACUAAUUCGAAACUUCCACCGCCGCCGUCAAAUAUGAACCAACCACAACCACAUCCAAAUUUCAACCAACCACUACCGCCUCCAAAUUUGAACCAACCACAACAACCUCAAAAUUUGAAUUUAAAGCAACCAUAUUAUCAACCAAAUGUGAAUCAACCAAAACCACCACCUAAUGUGUAUCAACCACAACCACCCCCAAAUAUACAUCGACCACAGCCCCAACCAAAUGUGAACCAAAGACAGCAAUAUUCCAAACCAAAUGUGAAUCAAAGACAGCCACCACCAAAUGUGAAUCAGCAACAACCCCAACAAAAUCUGAAUCAACGACAGCCACCACCAAAUGUGAAUCAACAACAGCCCCAACAAAAUCUGAAUCAACGACAGCCACAGCCCCAACAAAAUCUGAAUCAACGACAGCCACAGCCCCAACAAAAUUUGAAUCAACGACAGCCACAGCCUCAACAAAAUCUAAAUCAACGACAACCACCACCAAAUGUGAAUCAACCACAGGCCCAACAAAAUUUAAAUCAACGACAGCCACCACCAAAUGGGAAUCAACCACUUAAUCAAGGUUCUGAUUUUCAAUAUCAUACAGUAGUGGCUUCUAACAAUCCUAACAAUGCGCAAACAUUUGUGUUUACUGCUUCAUCCUCCCAAGCGUUCCCACAAGGUCCACCUCGACAUUAUCAGUCUCCACCACCUGGACAGUUCCAGGUCCCACCAAAAGCCCCACCUGCAAACCAACAAGUAUACCAAAGACCUCCAAUACCACCUCACAUGAUAAAUCAGCCGCCAAUGGUACCACAAGGACUAGUGACCGGUAAUGCUCUUUCAGCAAGUAAUCUAUCCCAGGGACAGCUUGUUCUUGGUUCUAUUCAACAAGUUCCGGUAAACGCAGGACCUCAAAUUGUUCAACAACCAGUGCAGGAUUUUACUGUUCAAACCUCACUUACUAAUAACGUAAAUUUGUUACCUCAACUGCAACAGGGCGUUCAACAACAACAAAUCUUACUUCAACCACAAGGACAACAAGCACCUGUUCAAAUCAACCCAGCGCAACAAGUUGGCCAACCACAACAAACAGUAAACCAAUCAGUACAACCUGCUCAGGCAAAUCAAAUUCAACAAGGCAAUCAACCUUUGUCUCCUGUUAAUCAACCAAUUCAAUCCAUUACUCAAACACAAUUAUCUCCAAAUAAAUCCGUACAAACGAUGGUGUCUAGUCAGCAACAACAACUAUUUAUGCAGCAGCAGCAACAACUAAUUCCUAUUCAAACACAACCCGUCAAUCUGCAGCAACAGCAACCAGGAAUGCCUAUUCAAAAACAACCGGUCAAUCUUCAGCAACAACAUCAAGCGAUGUCUUCUCAAACACAACCCGUCAAUCUGCAGCAACAGCAACCAGGAAUGCCUAUUCAAAAACAACCGGUCAAUCUUCAGCAACAACAACAAGCAAUGUCUUCUCAAACACAACCCGUCAAUAUGCAGCAACAGCAACCAGGAAUGCAUAUUCAAACACAACCCGUCAAUAUGCAGCAACAGCAACCAGGAAUGCAUAUUCAAACACAACCCGUCAAUUUUCAGCAAAAUCAACAAGCAUUGCCUAUUCAAACACUUCCUGUCAAUCUUCAGCAACAGCAGCAACAUCAAGUGGGAUUUUCACCUGUUCCUCAAUACCCGCAUCAACAACAGAGAUAUAUCUAUCAACCUCAAUAUCAUCGUGGUGUCUAUCAACCACCAGUCUAUCAACCUCCAGUUAAAUACACUAGACCUGUUACACCAAGGCCAACUCAUCAACCAACUACUACAGCAACUACAACAACAACACCGAAACCUCCUCCACAAACUGAAGCUCCCGAAUAUGAAGGAUUAGAGGUUGAAGGACCAACCCAUGCUCCGCCUCAAAGUUAUCAACCUGGGUCAACUCAGCAUCAGCAACAUCCUUACUAUCCACCGACUAGAACACCAAUGCAGGACUUUUUUAUGAUGUAUCCUUUAAUUGACUACUACUUCAAGUAAGGAUUUACGCUUGCUCGGCAUACCUUAAAAAGUGGUAAGAUGAAGGCAAUCAAAAAAAUAUUUAUGCUCAAUGGGACUUUUAUCGAUAAGUUGCGUAUAACGCAAAUAUUUCGAAUGGUUUGGAUCUUUUCGAUUAUAGAAGAGGUUUAUAUUUCUUGCGAAUACUUUCUACGACGUUGCAGAUGGAACUCGUCAGUUCGUUGUUUGUUUUUACAAAAUAAACUACAUGCAGAAAGUGUAAGGACAAAUUUUUUGAGCGUUUUGAAAAAAAUACAUCUAAUAUUUGUCAAACUGUGUAAUAAUUGCAUUGUUAUAAUGUUGGUAUUUAUUUAAUUGUUUCUAAAUUGUUUGUGAAUAAUAAAAUAUAAUUUGAUGUU
Messenger RNA from Mytilus trossulus (common blue mussel), 3339 nucleotides. RefSeq names its product putative mediator of RNA polymerase II transcription subunit 26. Lineage: Eukaryota; Metazoa; Mollusca; Bivalvia; Mytilida; Mytilidae. The transcript has 3 exons. The record is from RefSeq and is a predicted model, not a curated record. The coding region runs from base 101 to 2962 and encodes 953 amino acids.